CCCCGCGCCCAACCCCGGCCCCGGCCCCGCCAGCACCGCUACCUCCGCCAGCACCGCCACCAUCAGCACCACCUCCACCACCGCCACCACCACCACCGCCACCGCCGGCGGCGGCAGCAGCCAUUUCAUCUCCACCGAAACCAGACACAAAAACAUGGCAGAAAUGGAGAAAGAAGGGAGACCUCCGGAAAAUAAAAGGAGCAGGAAACCGGCUCACCCAGUGAAAAGGGAGAUCAAUGAGGAAAUGAAGAACUUUGCAGAAAACACUAUGAAUGAACUCCUUGGCUGGUAUGGCUAUGAUAAGGUUGAAUUGAAAGACGGUGAAGAUAUUGAAUUCAGGAGCUAUCCUACAGAUGGAGAGAGCCGGCAGCACAUUUCUGUUCUCAAAGAAAAUUCUUUGCCAAAACCCAAAUUACCUGAGGACAGUGUUAUUUCACCAUACAAUAUAAGCACAGGCUAUUCAGGGCUUGCCACAGGAAAUGGACUCAGUGACUCACCUGCAGGGUCGAAGGAUCAUGGCAAUGUGCCCAUUAUUGUACCUUUAAUUCCGCCACCUUUCAUAAAGCCGCCAGCAGAAGAUGAUGUGUCAAAUGUACAAAUAAUGUGUGCCUGGUGCCAGAAAGUGGGAAUCAAGCGCUAUUCCCUGAGUAUGGGAAGUGAGGUGAAAAGCUUCUGCAGCGAGAAGUGCUUUGCCGCCUGCCGACGAGCCUACUUCAAGAGAAAUAAGGCUAGAGAUGAAGAUGGACAUGCUGAAAAUUUUCCCCAGCAGCACUAUGCUAAGGAAACUCCAAGGCUUGCCUUCAAGAAUAACUGCGAACUACUUGUAUGUGACUGGUGUAAGCACAUAAGACACACGAAAGAAUACCUGGAUUUUGGGGACGGGGAAAGAAGGCUUCAGUUCUGCAGUGCGAAAUGUCUCAAUCAGUACAAAAUGGACAUUUUCUACAAAGAGACACAGGCCAAUCUUCCAGCUGGGCUGUGCAGCACAUUACACCCUCCCAUGGAAAAUAAAACAGAAGGCACCGGGGUGCAGCUGCUCACUCCAGACUCUUGGAAUAUCCCUCUAACAGAUGCUCGCAGGAAGGCCCCCUCCCCGGUGGCUGCAGCUGGCCAAAGCCAGGGCCCUGGCCCAUCGGCGUCCACCACCGUCUCUCCAUCUGACACUGCCAACUGCUCUGUCACUAAAAUCCCUACACCAGUGCCCAAGUCCAUGCCCAUCAGCGAGACGCCAAACAUCCCUCCUGUCUCCGUCCAGCCACCUGCGAGCAUCGGGCCUCCCCUCGGAGUCCCGCCUCGCAGCCCUCCCAUGGUGAUGACCAACCGCGGCCCGGUCCCGCUGCCCAUCUUCAUGGAACAGCAGCUCAUGCAGCAGCUCCGCCCGCCCUUCAUCCGCGGCCCGCCGCACCACGCCUCCAACCCCAACAGCCCCCUGUCCAACCCCAUGCUCCCCGGCAUCGGGCCCCCGCCAGGCGGCCCCAGGAACCUGGGCCCCACCUCCAGCCCCAUGCACCGGCCCCUGCUGUCGCCCCACAUCCACCCCCCGAGCACCCCGACCAUGCCGGGGAACCCCCCGGGUCUGCUGCCCCCACCGCCUCCCGGCGCACCCUUGCCGAGUCUCCCCUUCCCGCCGGUAAGCAUGAUGCCAAAUGGCCCGAUGCCCGUGCCCCAGAUGAUGAAUUUCGGGCUGCCGUCGCUCGCCCCGCUGGUGCCGCCCCCCACCUUGCUCGUGCCAUACCCCGUGAUUGUGCCCCUGCCCGUGCCCAUCCCCAUUCCCAUUCCCGUCCCCCAUGUCAGUGAUUCCAAGCCCCCCAACGGGUUUUCCAGCAACGGGGAGAACUUCAUUCCGAGCGCCCCCGGCGACUCCUCGGCGGCAGGAGGCAAGCCAGGCGGACACUCCCUGUCCCCCCGGGACUCCAAGCAGGGCUCGUCCAAGUCCGCGGACUCGCCGCCCGGCUGCUCGGGCCAGGCCCUGAGCCUGGCUCCCGCGCCCGCGGAGCACGGCCGGAGCGAGGUGGUGGACCUGACGCGGCGCGCCUGCAGCCCCCCGGGCGCGGGCAGCCAGCUCGGCUUCCCCGGCGGCGUGCUGCAGGGCCCGCAGGACGGCGUCAUCGACCUGACUGUGGGCCACCGGGCCCGGCUGCACAACGUGAUCCACCGCGCGCUGCACGCGCACGUCAAGGCGGAGCGCGAACCCGGCGCCGCCGAGCGCAGGACCUGCGGCGGCUGCAGGGACGGCCACUGCAGCCCGCCCGCCGCUGGCGACCCGGGCCCGGGCGCCCCCGCGGGCCCCGAGGCCGCCGCGGCCUGCAAUGUCAUUGUGAACGGCACGCGGGGCGCCGCCGAGGGCGCCAAGGGCGCGGAGCCGCCGCCCGAGCAGCCCCCACCGCCGCCGCCGCCGCCGCCGCCUCCCGCGCCCCCCAAGAAGCUACUGUCGCCGGAGGAACCGGCGGUGAGCGAGCUGGAGUCGGUCAAGGAGAACAACUGUGCUUCCAACUGCCACCUGGACGGGGAGGUGGCCAAAAAGCUGAUGGGGGAGGAGGCCCUGGCGGGGGGCGACAAGUCAGACCCAAACCUUAAUAACCCCGCGGACGAGGACCACGCGUACGCUCUGCGGAUGCUGCCCAAGACGGGCUGCGUGAUCCAGCCUGUGCCAAAACCCGCGGAGAAGGCCGCCAUGGCGCCUUGCAUCAUCUCCUCGCCCAUGCUCAGCGCCGGGCCCGAGGACCUGGAGCCUCCACUCAAAAGGAGGUGCCUCCGAAUUAGAAAUCAGAAUAAGUAAAAGGAACGCGCACUCACAGGGUAACUUGCAUGGAGAGAGGGCACAGAGCAAACCAUAUCUCGCCAUCCAAUGACACCAGCUGGUCCGCUCACCACCCCCUCUGGCUAAAACUCAAGCAAAUAAAGCCGCUUCCUGUCAUUAAGCAUCUCACAGGAAGCAGCUCUCCCUCAGUGGCCUCUAGCCCAGAGAAGCCAGCACGUCUUGGACCCACCAAGCGGGCCCAGCCUUCCUGCCGCCACCAUCUCUGCUUCUCCCCAGAGGAACUUAGGGAUUUUGCCCCUGGUUUGAAGAAAAAAAAAAAAAAAACCAACAACGAAACACCAACAAGCCACAAGGACCAAUGUAGGUAUUCUCCCCGCCCCAUCUUCCAAGGCUCAGAGGGUGAGGCUGGAAGACGAUCCGAAUUUGAAAACAAAAAUCUUUUUUUAAUCUUUUUAAAAACUGCUGUGGUUUUGCUGCUACACGAAGAGUUGUGAUUUGCAUUGUACGGUUUUGGACCUAUACUGUUCACGUUUUGACGGCGGAGAGGGAUCGUACUGGAGUCCCAACGCUUCCAGAUUCAUCUCUGUCCUGUCCAGGAUGCACUUUUAAAUGAAGAGUUAGAAUAUUUUAUUGGCUAAUAUACUUUUCUUGUUAUUUUUACAAAGGCCACCUUUAUCCUUUUUAAUGCCAUAUUUUCAGUGUUACACUUUUAUGGCUUUUAAUUUUCGAUUUGACAGAUGUAAGAAGCAGCAUGAAUAGUUUAUACUGUGGUUUUUCAGAGACUGAAUGCCAAGAGAACUCGGUAAAUGUUUAUUCUUCUCAGCUUUCUCUUUAAAUUCCCCUAAAUAGCGCCCCAUUUGGGAACAGAGCAAGAGUGUUGAACUGAAGACCAAAAUGCCCUGAAGGUGUAAAAUAAUCCGAGGGGGAAUAUUUGCUGGGCGUCACGAAAGACUUGGAUGAAAUUUCAACCCUGAUGGUUUUCGGUGAUCCAGGAAGUCAGUGAAGCAAUCUCUCUAUACGCAGAGCCCUUUCAUGAUAAUUAGAAUGGUAUGGACAAACCAAUGAAAACAGGAGGGAAAGUGAGAAAGCUCACCCAUGAUUCUGUUUCACUGUUUGCUUUCUCCUGUCAUGGUUAAGAGAAAUGUGCAAUUCGAUCCUCAAUCAGUGGGUGGAGGAUAACAGGGUAGAUUUUCUUGUGUGCACUUGUACAGUUGUAGCUGGGAGUCCAGAAGUCCUCUAGAGCAUGUGUACUGGCACUGAGUUGGUGAGACAGUUGUGGAGUAUCCCAUUCUGAUGAGUACAGAAAAAAAAAAAUAAGGAAAAAAAAAAAACAAAAAAAGAAGAAAACAAAAAAAAAAAUCAAAUCACCUUGUGAUUCAGUGUAUCUGUUUACUAACUCCAAUAAAGCAAUUGUUCCCUCUGGAGGGGUCCAGGUGCCCCUGCCCACAGGCUGCCGAGCUGGCAGCAGGAGGGGGCGGGCGAGGCCAGGACGGUGUCACGCUGGCCCUGAAGCACCACGGGGCCGUGGAUGCGGUGUACAUACUGUAUUUCUAUAUCCUCCUUUGUACAGAGUCACUUAACAAGUCAAGCUACUGUCUUACAGGUGCUCCUUAUUUAUUAGAGCUGUGAGAGG
Budorcas taxicolor (takin) is the source of this 4394-nucleotide messenger RNA. RefSeq names its product sine oculis binding protein homolog (gene SOBP). Bases 155 to 2779 code for a protein of 874 amino acids. The record is from RefSeq and is a predicted model, not a curated record. Lineage: Eukaryota; Metazoa; Chordata; Mammalia; Artiodactyla; Bovidae. Gene Ontology annotation, cellular component: nucleus. Gene Ontology annotation, biological process: animal organ development. The transcript is spliced from 7 exons.